This is a messenger RNA of Amphimedon queenslandica, 2450 nucleotides long. RefSeq names its product fibrinogen C domain-containing protein 1. The record is from RefSeq and is a predicted model, not a curated record. The transcript is spliced from 4 exons. NCBI's taxonomy places the organism in Eukaryota, Metazoa, Porifera, Demospongiae, Haplosclerida, Niphatidae. The coding region runs from base 1839 to 2348 and encodes 169 amino acids.
GCUUCUCCAUUAUAUCUUGAAUGGGGUUUUAUUGGAAAAAGUUUAAAAAUGUAACUUUAUACUUAAGACACAUUACUUAAUACACAUAAGGAAAUUUCAUCAAAAAAUGUAGUCAAGAGAUUACAAAAUGUAGUCAAGAGAUAAUUCUUUCCUAGCCAUUUUCAAUCAUUCCUUGUAAUGGUCCUUGGCCAAAUUUGGGAGGAAAUUUGAAGCAAGUUUAAUUGAAAUCUAGGCCUAAAUGAACAAUGAAGAAACUUGAAAAGUCCUUUAAAAUUUAGAAACAACACAAAUUAUGCCAUAUUACAGUAUACAAUCACUUGACUGGAAAGGUGGACUGGAACACUGGAAUGGAAUACUGGAAUGAUUUUUGAUUAAUUUGAUGCAGUAUUAGGAACAAAGAAUUGUUAUGGGUAGUGGGCUAUAUAGUAGUAAAGUAUAAACAGAAAGAAACCAGAACAGACUGGGGGCUCCUAACAUAACUAGGGGCUCCUAACAUAACUAGGGGCUCCUAACAUUACUAGGGACUCCUAACAUAAGUAGGGGACUCCUAACAUAACUAGGGGACUUCUUAUACAAAAAUUAUGUCUAAUGCCUACACAUUAAUAUUUGCAGUAGCUAUUCCACUAUUCCAUUCCACCUUUCCAGUCCAGUGAUUGUAGACAGCCCAUAUUACAUUAGUGUAUACACUACAACUGUACAUGCAAUAGAAAUUUGUCUGACUACAAAAAUGCCAUAUACUAUAGUCAAUAAUAAUAUUAUGUGCAUAUGAAUAAAUGUGGAAACUUGACCAAAUGUUGAAGAAACUUACCUUAACCAUGUAAUAUAGUUCCUAAUCAUGCUUAGGCAAGUUUAAACAUUUCAAACGCAUGGUUUUGCACAGGAUUUUUGCAUAGUGCUUAGCUUUUUGUGAGCAAUUUUUUUAAAGUUACUCAAAACUCCUCAAAAAGAGAAGUCCCCGUACUAUUCUCAAUUUAAAUUUUUCUGAUACAUUUAAGUCCUCCUUACUUCUUUUGUUAAAUAUCAAUUUUGAGUUGAUUUUAAUUGUUUUUAAAGUUGCUUAAAAUUUGUUCCAAGACCUUGCACUAUUUUGGGUUUUUGUCCAAAUUUUGUCAAAAAAUAACUAGGAAAGAAUUAUCCAUUUUAAUCACUGUAACAUUUUCUAACACAAAGCAAGAACGUUUGAACACAUUUCUAUUACAUUUUGAUGACAGAAGAAUAUCGGAUGCUACAAGUUGUAAAUGUAUUUUUGGUGUGAGCAGUGAGCACAUUCACUUACAAGAAUUUUUGUUUUAUCCUGAUAUCUAACUAGUAACUUAAUUAUCAAACAUGGCAAUAACUAUGCAUGAAUUUAAACUGCUUAUUCAAAUGUCAUCUGAUAAAACUAACACAUGUACAUAAACUGACUCUGUUGUUAUAAAUAAAAUAUGAAUUUAUACUUAGUUUAAAGAUCAGUAGAGAAGAAUUUGUUCCUUAUUGUGUUGUCAUCAUGGUCCGCUAAUUUUGCCUAUAGUUGGUACAGUAAGUCAGUUCAUAUAAAAGGAGGUAGACAUAAGUAACAAUCACCACAUAAACUAUAUCUUAUCACAUUAUUAUAACAAGUAAAAUGAUAUUGAAUAGAUGUCAGCUAGUAAAAUGAUGUAUAAUGAUAAUAAUUCUUAUUAUUAAUACUGUCAAUGGAAACUGUCCUGAUGAUGACAAAGAGACAAUUUCUCCAGUUGUUACCACUACCAGCACUUGCUACACCAAGUAUGCAUACAAAUGUGCAACGCAAACUGAUUGUAAAGCAUGGAAAGAACUGGGAAGCACACAGAAUAGAGUAUACCUCAUAAAACCAGAUAAUGGACCAGCUUAAUUUCCAAGUAUUCUGCAACAUGGACACUGAUGGUAGUGGAUGGACUGUAUUUCAGAUGAGACAAGACGGAUCUGUUGACUUGGGAUUGAGCAAAAUUCAUCAUCUUACUAAAGAAGGAUCAAACACACUAACAGUGGACCUAGAUUAUGUGAACUACUCAAAAUUCAGUAUUAGUGACGGUAGUACUAAAUAUGUACUAACGGCAAGAGGAUACUCUGAUACUGCUGGAGAUGGAUUGAUUAAAGAUUACACUCGAAGCAACCAUCAUAAUCACAGUGGAAUGAAAUCUCUACAAAAGAUUCUGAUAAUGACAAGGGUAGCAGGCAUUGUGCUAGUCACUGCAUGGUGGUUUAAUAAUUGCCAACAAUGUCACCUUAAUGGUGGUUACCAUAAUCCAGCUGAAGCUGAAAACUGGUAUAGAUUUAUAUGGAAUGUUUGGAAAGGCCUUGCAUAUAGUCUCAGCUUUACCGAGAUAAAAACUACUCAUAAUAAUUGAAACAAUAACGUACAUGUUGUGAGAGGAUGUGUAGCAUGUGUGUGAGUACAUGCACAUGUAGUUACUGUUAGGGCACAGUUGACAUGAUUAUGUAUAAUUUAU